Cavenderia fasciculata is the source of this 2325-nucleotide messenger RNA. Its product is annotated as NOT2/NOT3/NOT5 family protein. The transcript has 5 exons. Gene Ontology annotation, biological process: regulation of DNA-templated transcription; nuclear-transcribed mRNA poly(A) tail shortening. Gene Ontology annotation, cellular component: CCR4-NOT core complex; P-body; nucleus. The coding region runs from base 1 to 2325 and encodes 774 amino acids. The record is from RefSeq and is a predicted model, not a curated record. Lineage: Eukaryota; Evosea; Eumycetozoa; Acytosteliales; Cavenderiaceae.
AUGAACGUUAGGAAAUUACAAGGAGAGAUUGAUAAGACUAUUAAAAAAGUAGGAGAUGGAGUAAUAGAAUUUGAUUCUAUAUUGAAAAAGGUUUAUUCAGCAACUAGUAGCAAUCAAAGAGAAAAGUAUGAAGGUGAUUUGAAAAAGGAGAUUAAAAAGUUACAAAGAUAUAGAGAUCAAAUCAAAGGUUGGAUAAGUAACAAUGAAGUUAAAAAUAAAACUCCUCUUGUUGAUUGUAGAAAAUUAGUUGAACAAAAAAUGGAACAAUUUAAAGUAUGUGAAAAAGAAUCAAAAACUAAAGCAUAUUCAAAAGAAGGAUUGGGAGGUGCCAUUGCAAAGGAUAGUGAUACAAAGAUUCAAGUUAGAUAUUGGACAAGCAAAGCUAUAUCGAAUUUGAAAACACAGAUUGAUCAAUUUGAAACCGACAUUGACAAUAUACAAAAUGCACAACGCAAGCGAAAGACUGAUAGUUCUGGGAAGCUUGAAGUCAUUCAAAAGCAUCUUGAACGUCAUAAACACCAUUACAGGGCACUCGACUAUUUGGCCCGUGUCAUGGAAUCGGAUCGUGUCGCUGCCGAUGAAAUCGAUCGACUAAAGGAAAGUGUAGAAUACUAUAUCGAAAACUAUGAAGAUGAAAAUUGUGAAGAACCAGACGAUAUCUAUGGUGGUUUUAAUCUAAAAAUCACUGAAGAUGGUGAUGAAUAUGAUAUCACUAUCGAUGAAUCUGAAUCUGAUAUCGAUGAUGAUGAUGAUAUUGAUGAUUCUUCAGAUGAAACUACAAAUGAAGAUAAUGAUGAAAUUAAUAAUAACUUGAAUUUAAUUGGAGAUGAUGGAAAUUAUAAUAUUUCUUCUGUAAAAGAUAUUAAACCACCUCAAAAUAUUUCUACUCCUCCUCCUCUAAUUAAUAAUAGUAGUAUUGGUAGUAGUAGUAGUAUUGGUAGUAGUAGUAGUAUUGGUAGUAGUAGUAAUAAUCCUAGAAUGCCAUCACCAACAACAGUUUUACAACAACAACAACAACCAACUUCUAGAAAUUCACCAUCUCCAACUAUAUUAUCAAAUCCUUCUGUUGUAGCCAUUCCACAACAAUCAAAUCAUAAUGUACAAUCUAAACAAUCAAAUGUAAAUGUUAAACAACAACAACAACAACAACAACAACAACAAUUGCAACAACAACCUUUGACACCAAAUACAAUGUAUCCAUCAUCUUUGGGUAAUAUUCCAAUGUCUCAAAGAUUACAACAAGCUCAAAUUCAACAACAGCAACAACAACAACAACAGUUACAACAACAACAAUUGCAACAACAACAACAACAACAACAAUUACAUCAAAACAAGGAUGCACAAAUUCAAAUGAUGCAACAAUUAAUUCAACAACAACAAUUACAACAACAACAACAACAAUAUGGAGGAAUGAGAAAAUCUCAACCAUCUUAUCAACAACAACCAAGAUCUUCAAUGGAUGAUUUAAAUGAAUUAAAAGAUGGAAUGUCACAAAUUAAUCUUGGUAAACAACACAUUUCACCACCUCAUUCUUCUCCACCAAUCUAUGAUCAAAGUGGUAAUAUUAUUGGUGGUAGCGGUGAUGAUACCAAAAACAAUGAAACUUUUGAUUCUGGUUCAAAUUUCUAUCCUGGUACUUUGGCUGAAUUAUCAUCUGCUACCAUGUCUAGAAUUGGUACAAAUGAUAACAGUAGUAAUCAAAUGUUACAUCAACAAAUGUUAUUACAACAACAACAAUUACAAUUACAACAACAACAACAACAACAAUUGCAACAUCAACAAUUACAUCAAGCUCAACAAGUUCAACAACAACAACAGUUACAUUUUCAACAACAACAACAACAACAACAAGCUCAACAAGGUAAUCUUGAAAAUUCAAUUAGACAAUAUGAAGAUAAUCUUUCAAUAACUAGAAUAAUGAUGGAAACUAGUUUUAAAAAUUUACCAGAUUAUAAAGAUUAUGAAAGAUUGCCACCAUAUAUGCCAAAAACACAAAAAUUACAAACACCAAAUUAUUAUCCUCAACAUCCAUUACCAUUAUUUGAGAAUCCAAUUGUUUAUGAAAAGUUUGAUAUCGAUACAUUAUUUUUCAUCUUUUAUUUUAAACAAGGAACCUAUCAACAAUUCUUGGCAUCGAGAGAAUUGAAAAAACAAGGUUGGAGAUAUCACAAGAAAUACCUAACUUGGUUUAGAAGACACGAAGAACCAAAAUACAUUACAACCGAAUAUGAACAAGGAACUUAUGUCUACUUUGACUAUGAAACUGGUUGGUGCCAAAGAAAGAAAACUGAAUUUACUUUUGAAUAUAGAUAUUUAGAAGAAUAA